UUUAUGGAUUAUAUAUGAUCAGAAUCAUGGAGUUCCUUUUCCUCCUCCACUACCACCAGUAGUUGGAGGGCUUCCACCACAACCGCCCGCGGGAGGUCCACCACCACCACCACCAGAUGGUGCUAAUCUUCCUCCACCAGCACCACCAAUUCCUCCACCAUCUCCAGUAGCUGAAGGUCCUGCACCAGUUUCUGGUGGUCUUCCACCAGUGGCUGUAGGUCCUCAAUCAGUUGCUGGUGGUCCUCUACCUGUGGAUGGAGGUCCUCCAGCUAUGGCUGGAGGUCCGCUUCCAGUGGCUGGUGGUCCUCUACCCGUAGCUAGAGGUCCUCCACUAAUGGCCGGAGGUCCUUCACCAGAUGCUGGAGGUGCUCCACCAGUUGCUGGUGGUCCUCCACCAGUGGAUGGAGGUACUCCACCUCUGGCUUGA
Molecule: messenger RNA, 427 nt
Organism: Amphimedon queenslandica
Lineage: Eukaryota; Metazoa; Porifera; Demospongiae; Haplosclerida; Niphatidae
Product: formin-like protein 20
Exons: 1
Source: RefSeq, a predicted model, not a curated record